CUGCGAUUUCGCGGUCUUUCUUAAUUGUUUACAAUCUGGCACGACAAACAGCUCGUAGUGUGGAAUCGAAUUGUUUGAGAUUUACGCCAACUGACACAAAAAAUGGAUACCAAUCCUGCACCGAAGAAGCAAAAGAAGGAACAAUUGGAAGUAAAGGUGUUAGACGAGGGACUCACACCUACUGGACCGUCCAGCAUGCCGUCACCACAGCGUGUACCAUCACCGCAACCUGGACGGUCAGGGUAUCCCGCAUCUCCUCGUCCAAACAUUGCACCCAAUGUAACGGCAAGGGCAAUCAAGCGGCGUAGGCUAAUAGUCAGUCGUGCUCUCCACGAGGAACUGAUGGAAUCGUUGCGGGCGUUUCAAAGUGCCACAACAGAGAUGCUUAACCGAUUGAAACGACCAACUGACCCAGUCGAUGCUGAGCUGUCGGGGAUGGGCCACGUGAUCCGGAAUUGGUCACCAGAACGUCGCAGACGGUGUUUGAUACGGAUGCAAAGAAUAGUUAUCGAGGAAGAAGUGGAUCAUUUUGAAAAAAAAUAUGGACGGAAAAUCAUCGAGGUGAAAAAGGUUACCUAGAGCAGUACUUUCUUCGGAUCUGAUAUUAUUUCAUUUGAAUUUAAGUGCGUUAUUAAUAAUUUGCAACUUUUGUGAUGUUGAAUGUAAUAGAACUAAACUAAACGAUAUCCUUGAAAUAUAUAUAAAUGAAUUAUAAAAUACUGCACAACCACAAUACCCCUUUACGAACAAUGUCGUUGAACUCGUCACUGUAGCUAGAGGCAGACCGUAUCGUUCAAAGAACUGCCUUCUCUCUCGAUCAACUUGGUGUAUCGCUAGUUUUUCUGCAGAAAUAUACAACAUAAAAUAAA
Anopheles arabiensis is the source of this 869-nucleotide messenger RNA. RefSeq lists its product as uncharacterized. NCBI's taxonomy places the organism in Eukaryota, Metazoa, Arthropoda, Insecta, Diptera, Culicidae. The transcript has 4 exons. Bases 103 to 579 code for a protein of 158 amino acids. The record is from RefSeq and is a predicted model, not a curated record.